Messenger RNA from Verticillium nonalfalfae, 1956 nucleotides. RefSeq lists its product as uncharacterized. Gene Ontology annotation, cellular component: plasma membrane. Gene Ontology annotation, molecular function: ferric-chelate reductase activity. The transcript is spliced from 2 exons. Gene Ontology annotation, biological process: intracellular iron ion homeostasis; iron ion transport; copper ion import. Bases 1 to 1956 code for a protein of 651 amino acids. The record is from RefSeq and is a predicted model, not a curated record. NCBI's taxonomy places the organism in Eukaryota, Fungi, Ascomycota, Sordariomycetes, Glomerellales, Plectosphaerellaceae.
AUGGAGUCCUCAUCACAGCUGGUGGCUCGCCAAGGCUACCAGUCUCAGAACAUUAGCGAAGGAUCUCUGGUCAACUAUUGGGGCUACGCGGUUCGGGUUUUGCCCUGCGCAAACGAUCCUGGAACAUGCGAGUACUUUGAAGUUGUCUAUGGCUCUCACGCCGUCGGUAUGAAGUACACGGGGGUGCUUUGGGCUACGUUGGGCGGCAUUCUCCUUAUUCUCGCUGUCGGUCGCCAUUUCUGGGCGUCACCCAAAGCCGCCGAAAGUAUGCCAGGCGUUGCCGACGACGAGAAGAUCAAAACCCCUCCGUCCUCCUUCAUCCGGUUGGCAAGGUCUAUAUCUGCGAUGCGGCGCCGGCAUCUUCUUCCUGAUUCAAUCAGGUUCUUAUUUGGGAGGACCACUCGCCUGCAGGUGCUUGUCCUUGUUGUUCUGACCGGCUAUCUCGCACUUUUCAGCUUCAUGGGAAUUCACUACCAGACAUGGAGAACGCCGGUCAAGGCUCAUCCGGGGCUGUUCCAGACGCGAUCCAGCGUUGGUGCAUGGUCUGAUCGAGUCGGCACUCUCGCGUACGCCUUGACACCAUUUUCAAUUUUACUAUCAAGUCGCGAGUCGAUUCUCUCGAUUCUCACAGGAAUUCCCUAUCAGAGCUUCAACUUUCUUCACAGGUGGCUCGGAUAUAUCAUUUUCGCGCAGUCUCUAGCGCACACCAUCGGCUGGACCGUCAUUGAGGCGGUCUUGUACCAACCUCAGCCUGCUGUCGCUAACAAAUGGAUCAAGCAGCUAUAUAUGAUCUGGGGCUGUGUCGCCAUGAUCCUCAUUUUCAUCAUGGUUGCUCUGAGUACUCCGUGGGGUAUCCGCCUCACAGGCUACGAGUUCUUCCGAAAGUCGCACUACGUGCUUGCCAUGGUGUAUAUAGGUGCCUGCUGGGGCCAUUGGCAACCUUUGAAGGUCUUCAUGGUACCCGGCCUCGCCAUCUGGCUCUUCGACCGUUUUGCCCGCCUCGCUCGGUCUGCCCUCGUCCACUACCAGUACCUCCCCAACGGAACUAUGGGCUUCAAAGCCGCCCAAGCUGCGCUCUCCGUCUUCCCUGACGAAGAGAACGGCGACAUUGUGCGCCUUGAUUUCAGGCACUCGCAAAGUCCGUGGCAGCCGGGUCAGCACUUCUACAUCUGUUUCUCCGAAUGCUCCAUCUGGCAGUCUCACCCCUUCACGCCCCUCAGCCUCGCUGUAGACCGAAACGGCACCGUCGAACACGCUUACAUAUUCCGCGCCAAGAAGGGCGAGACCAAGAAGAUUGCCAGCCUCGCUGCCCGGAAGCUUGCCGUGCAGGAUGGGUCUGCCAAGACGACGCCUGUGAUCCUUUCUGGCGCGUACGGCGAGUCCCUCACCGAGAACCUAACGCCCGAAGUCAACGUCCUAUGCGUUGCUGGCGGGACGGGCAUCUCCUAUGUGCUUCCCGUUCUGUUGCACCUCGCCCAACAACCAGGCAUUCCUGACAGAAAGAUUGAGCUUGUCUGGGCGGUUCGCCGCCGCCAAGACGUGCAGUGGGUGCGGCCUGAAUUAGAAGUCCUUCUCGCGGCGGCGAAGUCGCAUGGUAUCCAGAUCCACGUCCGCGUGACGAGGCAAGGAGAGGCAGAUCUGGGGUCUGAAGGCUUCAGCCCAAAAGCAGAGAAGCAGGUGGCUGAUGCGACCUCAUCGUCAUCUUCGUCGUCUUCGCGAAACAGCGCUUCGCUCGAUCUGCAAAUGACUGGAACUCACCCUGAUUUGGAUACCAUUGUGCCAGCCUUUGUGGAGGGAACAAUUCGCGGGCGGACGAUUGUCUUUGCCAGUGGGCCUGGUUCCAUGAUCUCUCAGUUGCGAACUGUGGUGGCGUCCUGCAACUCGGGAACCAAGGUCUGGAGGGGAGAUGCGAGGUUUGACGUUGCUCUUGAGUGCGAUGAUAGAUUGGAGUGGUAG